Dioscorea cayenensis subsp. rotundata (Guinea yam) is the source of this 1109-nucleotide messenger RNA. RefSeq lists its product as uncharacterized. NCBI's taxonomy places the organism in Eukaryota, Viridiplantae, Streptophyta, Magnoliopsida, Dioscoreales, Dioscoreaceae. The coding region runs from base 2 to 988 and encodes 328 amino acids. The transcript has 3 exons. Gene Ontology annotation, molecular function: metalloendopeptidase activity. The record is from RefSeq and is a predicted model, not a curated record. Gene Ontology annotation, cellular component: membrane.
AAUGAACUUAUUCCGUAGGUCACUGCCCCUCCUCCGCCGCUCCAUCUCCUCCAAGAUCCCUUCUUCUCCCACACCCUAUCUUCCUCCUUCUCUCGUAUCCAACCCUAACCCCACCGCCGGACGUAUCCCCAAUCCAUUCUUGACAUGGCGCCGGUACAACAACCUCGAUCAAUGCCAGCCCCAAGAAUGGUACCAUAACCGCCUUGCCAUCCUCCAACCCCUCGUUGUCCUUCUUGGUGUCAUAGUUGGCGGCGGAGGCAUCAUCUAUUACCGCUAUUUUGAGACCGUCCCUUUCAGUACAUGUAACUGCUCUCGCUUGGUCCUCCUCUCUCCUUCCGCUGAGCGAGAGCUCAGCAAGAUCGUGUUUCAGGAGUUCAAGAACAGCCUCGAAGGCAGGAUCCUCCCCACCAACCAUCCCGAUAGCAUCCGAGUCCGCCGCAUCUCCGAGAACAUCAUUGACGCCAUUCAACCAUGUCUCGAAAAUGACAGGCGCCAGUACUGGGGCUAUCUCAGGUCCGCUUUUGAGAUCCUAGCUCAUGAUAAGCUUAAGGAGACUAGGACGGCGGCGGCGGAGGCGGAGGCCCAGAAUUGGGAGGUGCUUGUGGUGAGUGAUAAGACUUUCUAUGCCUUUUGCCUUCCGUGUUGCAAGAUUGUGGUUUCCACCGGAGCUCUUGAUCAUCUCAGGACGGAUGCCGAGAUCGCCACUUUGCUUGGGCGCGAGGCUGCUCAUGUCAUUGCUCGCCAUGGUGCGGAGAUAGCUACAAAGGACUUGUGGUUGGAUAUUCAUGCACCAUGUCGUUGCUAUGGUAGGGAAUUAUUAAAUCCGUCUAAACUUCUGCAGCUACCGAAAUUCUUCAAAAGAAUGAGAAGAGAGACAGAUGAUAUAGGCCGCCUGUUGAUGGCGCAUGCUGGAUAUGACCCUAGUGUUGCACCAAGAGUUUAUGAAAAACUUCAGGGGAUCAAUAGGUUUACUUUAUGGGACUAUUGAGAACCACUCAUGUUUGCUUCUGAUUUCCUUCUUAAAUUGACCUUUCUUUAGUCUCUUCAUGUUUCUAUGCAGUACAAAUUAGAGUUGCAUCACUUAAUCCACUUUCAGAAAUAUCGUAACA